AUGCAUCCCCCAACACUCCUCACGACUCUAGCCACCCUUGGCCUCACGACCCUCGCCUCUGCCGCUGCCCUCGGAACGACCACUUCUGCGUCCACGGAUUCCCACACAUCCAGUACCUGUUCCUCCUCCUCCGCCGCCACCUCCAUGUCCGUAUCCGACUCGACCGGCCCUCAGAGCAUCAAAGAGUACAUCCACGCUCUACAGGCCAAGCACGCCGCGGCAAACAACAGAAGCAGCAACAGCAACAACACGACCAUGCCAUUCGGUGCUGCAUCAACGAAGCAUGUCUCAGGGAUGAAGGCUUUCGAAGUGCCCCAUUGCUGUCUGGACGGGUGCGAUUGGUGCUCGACAAAGAUUUGUGGACCAGGACAGUUUUGUAGUGAUUGGCCGUACAUGUCGUGCUGUGCAAGCAUUAUCCUCUGGGAUACGGAAAAAGACGAAAUGUUGGAUGUGUUUACUACGGAGGGGCUGACGGUUAACAUGGUGUACGACUGA
This is a messenger RNA of Sordaria macrospora k-hell, 495 nucleotides long. RefSeq lists its product as uncharacterized. The record is from RefSeq and is a predicted model, not a curated record. NCBI's taxonomy places the organism in Eukaryota, Fungi, Ascomycota, Sordariomycetes, Sordariales, Sordariaceae.